GGACCGUUUCCAAGCAUGGGAGACAGGCUGCCGGAGCCUCACGCCAGCUCUUCCCCUGCUGUGGCUGCCAGCUCGGAGGCGGAAGAAAUCGAGGUGCUGGACUCCGAAGAUGUCCUACCUAUGGCCGCAGAGGAUCACUGGAAAGUCCUAUUUGAUCAGUUUGAUCCUGACAACACUGGCUACAUCAGCACUGAGAAGUUCCGCUCCCUUCUCCAGAGGCAUGGCUCGGAGCUGGACCCCCACAAGCUGGAGGUCCUGCUAGCCCUGGCAGACAGCAACUCUGAGGGGAGGAUCUGCUACCAGGACUUCGUCAACCUGAUGAGCAACAAAAGGUCGAACAGUUUCCGUCAAGCCAUCCUGCAGGGGAACAGGAGGCUGUGCAGCAAGGCCCUGCUGGAGGAGACGGGGCUGAGCCUCUCGCAGAGGCUGAUCCGGCACGUGGCCUACGAGACCCUGCCGCGGGAGAUCGACCGCAAGUGGUACUAUGACAGCUACACCUGCUGCCCCCCGCCCUGGUUCAUGAUCACCAUCACCAUUGUGGAGGUUGCCUUUUUUCUUUACAAUGGAGUGGUCUUAGACAGAUUUGUGCUGCAAGUCAGCCACCCCUUGUACCUGAAGAAUGCAUUACUGUACCAUCCCCAGCUUCGGGCCCAGGCUUGGAGGUACCUAACCUACAUAUUCAUGCAUGCAGGGAUAGAACAUCUUGGGCUCAAUGUUGUCCUUCAACUCUUGGUUGGGGUUCCUCUGGAAAUGGUGCACGGAGCUGCGAGGAUCAGUUUUGUGUACUUUGCAGGAGUUGUGGCAGGGUCCCUGGCAGUGUCAGUGGCUGACAUGAGGGCGCCGGUGGUGGGCUCCUCUGGAGGUGUGUAUGCUCUUGUCUCUGCUCACCUGGCCAAUAUUGUGAUGAACUGGUCAGGAAUGAAGUGCCAAUUCAAACUGCUGCGCAUGGCUGUUGCCUUGAUCUGUAUGAGCUUUGAAUUUGGAAGAGCCGUGUGGCUGCGAUUCCACCCCUCCGCUUACCCCCCAUGCCCCCACCCCAGCUUCAUGGCUCACCUGGGAGGGGUGAUGGUUGGAAUCACCCUUGGUGUUAUCAUCCUGAGGAACUAUGAGCAGAGACUCCAAGAUCAGACUUUAUGGUGGAUCUUCCUUUCUAUUUACGUCAUUUUUGUCUUAUUUGCCAUCUUCUGGAAUAUUUUUGCCUACAGUCUGUUGGACCUAAAGCUACCUCCCCCUCCUUGAAAACAUGGGACAGAAAACUGGAGAGCAGAAGUCAUCUGUCAGCUGUGUUAAAUGAAUGAAGAUGGAGGAUCUAUUUUUGUAUUUAACUUGGGAGGAUGAUUCUUCUGAACACACACAAGUGUGCUGAUGGAGAUGCUUAAAGAUCUCAUGAAAUCGGCUGAUCAGUUUGUUCACAAACCCAGCAGGUUGUGUAACUCUGGCUGGCCAUGCCCUGCAGUUUCUGCCCUGCACCUGGGCACUGACUGCUUGGGUUCUUAUCACACAUCAAUAGUUUCUAUUAGAUAUUUGUAUUUUCCAGGUCAGUGCUGGAAUUAUGGCCAAUUGUUCAGUGAAUUUCCUCUAUGUUACUGAACACUAAAAGGGAGGAAGAGCAGACAUUUACUAAUUAGAGACUCAAAUGGUACUCACAAGGCAGCUUGAGUCUGGUUUCUUUGGACAUGUCUGACUGUUCAGCCAUACCAGUGCCACUGUCUAAUUACUUGAAUGGUUGCUAAGGUAUUUUAGUCUCUGCUGAAACUUGUCUUGCACAACUUUCAAAGGAAUCAGCAGAACUUGAUCACAUAAAGUGAUGGAGACUGCUUUUCAACCACAGGUCAAAUGAAAUUGCACUAUAAACAUUGGGAAUCUUAGGUUGUGGAUACCCAGCCAGAAGUGAAUUUUCCUGUGCAUGUUUCACUUGAUUUUAAUUAAUUAUUCCCCUUUCCCCAGCCUGCUGUGGCUAAAGGGUGUGGCUGGAUUGUUGGGGGUAUUUUUUUGUUUGUUUGUUUUUGGGGGUUUUUUUGUUUUGUUUUUUUUUUCGUUUUUUUGGGGUUUUUUUGAGGGAUGAAGAAAAGAAGGUCAAAUAUUCAUUUGUGGUUUUACCAGGCGACAAUCAGGUGCUGUUUCCUUCUCACUUUUUUUCUGACCACACUGACCUAACACCUGGCUUGCAGUGAGCUCCUAGCAAGGAUCUCAACUCUUCCAGCAGGUUCCUGCUAGGAAAAUGGGACCAUGAUCACCUCCAGCAGCCCAGGGUGGGAGCUAUCCAGUCUUUACAGCCAUACAAUCCAUUUGGGGCCAAGUCCACUGAAAGCAGUGGAGCUAAAUCUGUUUGUAUGUAGCACUGGUUUCCCAAUGAAGUGGAGAGGGUGUUAUUUGCUACAGUGAUCAUUGUGAAAUGAAAAACAGGUUUUAAUAUGACUUCUAAAAUUUUGAGGAUGCCUAUUCCUGAGGCAAUGGAUGUUCAGGAGCUCCAGACAACAGUUAGGUGCAGUGAUGCCUUUUUCUUUAAUGUUGGUCAAGCCCAGUCCAGGCAAUCUGUAAGUGGGCUGUGGCACAGUUCACACAAUUGCCUGUACAGACCUAGGGACCACAUGGGGACAUCUGUAGCACAAGCAGAGCUUACAGGUACUAUUCUCUGUAAGGUGCUUAUUUUGCUUGUCACUUUAGAGAGCUGCCAAAUUACAGUCCAGGAGUGUGGGUGCCCUCCUUUUCUCUGCCCUUCACCCACCUAUUCAAUGGUCUGGACAAAGCAGCCAUAAUAGUCUCUCCAGACAAGCUCCUCUCUUCCCUUUUUUUCUGUUUCCUGCUGGUGCCCAGGCACAGCCACCAGAGUCUUUCACAGCACAUCCCACGGGCACCGUAGCAGUUGUGUUUGCUCUGUAGAAAAAUGUCUCUCUGUGUUGUGGGCUUUAUUCUCUCAGCUAUGCUAUCCAUGCUGCCAGAUGAUACCACAAGCUGGUAGGAGCCUAUUCCUCUAGAGGGGACAUCCACAAGUGCUUAUCAGCUACCCCCUUCUUUGCCUCUUAUGGAAAAAUAACUGGGUUGAGGGGUGAAGUCUUCUCCUACCAGAUGCACUCAUAAAAGUUCUGUUGCCUCAGAAAGAGGGAGGAGAAAAUAAGUGUAUCUGCAGCCUGGAACAAGCCUUACCUGCAAAAGAAACAAUUUUUGGCACCUUUGUGCACAGAAAUGGGAUUUCUGAGGGCGAUUGCACUUUUAUUGUUCUGCAUGGCCAGUGCAUUGCUCAUGGGCCCUCAUUGAGGACCAAGAGGAAGGGAUAAGGGCCACAGCUCUGAUCAUUUUGGAGAAGGGAUUGGUUCCCUGAGCCAUUUUACCUCUGCAGUUUGGGUCCAGAUCCCAACAGUCCUAAGAGUUCCCAUGGAUUGUUGCAGGUGCUGGCCCAGUGAGUAGCCGUGGAUCCCCCUGGGAGCAGGCAGGAAGGAGAGUGGGAGUUAGGAGAGUUCUGACAUGGUUAUCAAGUAAGGAGGACAUUCCUUCCCUCACCUAUUGCUAAACCUUUCUCAUUACAGAUGCCUUGAAAACAGAGGUGACCAGGAAUGGGAGUUCUCCUGAAAUCUUAGGAAAGCUUUUAAAAUUUUGGUAGAAAAUUUCAAUUGCAAAAAGACCUAAAUUAUUUUGCCUGUAAUUUACCAGAGUGCAAUGUGCACCAAUUGACUUUUAUUUUUGCUUUCUCAGCUGAAAGCUACUUACUGUCCAUUAGUUUCUUACCAGUAAAGGUUUCCAUGCCUUUCCUGCUUCCAGUGUGUGCUCUGAGGUGAAGCAACAAGAUAAAAGUUCAAGAGCCACCAGUUUCUUGAUCAGCUUGAUCAUGGCCAAAAUGUCUUUACUCAGCUCAGGAGUGGGAGAGAGCUGAACAGAGUAGUGCAGACAGCCACAGCCUUCCUUGGUCCUUUUUCCUUAGAUGAGUGUGGUUUACAUGAACUGGUUGAAAACAGCUCUGAAGUUGAUCUUAUAACUUGUUCUUUUAACCUGUUGUUCCUCUUUCUGACUUCAUUCUGUGUCCCCAUACCCUGCCUGAGCAAGUCUACAAACAGCCCUGGGGAUCAGAAGGGCCAGACUUUAAGGCAGUGUGAGAUUUAUGUUAGGUGAAGGAAUGAAACCCUAUCACAUUCCUGUUUACCAGAGCUGAAAUCUCCUCCCAUACAUGGAGCAGUUUGUGCACAGAGCCUGUUGUCUGCUAAGAAUCAAUCAGUUCAUGGAGCCAGAAGCAGCACAAAGUACUUAAGCUUUUUAAUUAUUUUUUUAAUCAUUAAAAUUAUAGUGUGAAAUCUGCUAUGUUUUUACAGAGUAUCAUCAAUUCCAGUUUUGCUAUUUUUUAACACACCCAGGAGUGCCACAGAGCUGCAGCAUCACAGAACUAACAGCAAUCAGGCUUUUCUGUUACCUCCAGAUGUCCUUGAAGCUGCUGGCUCAUGUUGGAGAUGUAAUAUUCUCCAUCCUGCUCAUUGUAGUUCCAACCUGUCACAGUCAGCAGCGUGUUCCUGAAGGAUCAUCCACUGAGGGACUGGUUUCAGUUAUUUGUUGUGGUUUUAUUUCAGCUACUGCUGGAAUUUUCCGUCAGUCAGAUAAAACACGAAUCUGUUAAAGCUUCUGACUGUGCAGUGCUAGAACAGAAGGCAAGGACCGUCACCAAAGUACAGGUUUGAACAGAGCACCUCGGAGCAAGUUAUUUUACACUGUGUCCUUGAGCGAGGACACAACACCUGGGGGAGAAAAGAAAAAAAGCAGGCGUUUGUGUGGUGGAUUUCCCGUGCGGUGAGUUCACUGCAGCACAGGUCCGUGAGGAUGAGGAGCAGUGCGGCAGGCGGAGGGAGCAGCCGGCGGCGCUGGAUGCGGGGCUGCCAGGGACCCCUGCCGGCGGCCGGCAGCAGCCCUGGCCCGGGACAAGGAGCUCCCACAGCCGUGGGGAGGAGGAGGAAAGAGGAGAACCAGGCAGAUCAAAGUCCUCGGGGACUGCAAAUGGCACUUUUUAUUCCUAGACAGGUAAAGAUUAGUGUUACACACAGCAGUAAUAACAGGCAUGAGGAGGAAAAGAGUUGUCCUGCAGUGGUGGGAGAGGAGCUUUCCAGAAACAAUCUCUGAGUGAAGUGUAGCAGUCAUAAAAAUGCUGAUGAAUUUACGUUUGCUGAGUUUUUAGGACAACAUCUUGUGUCACUGUUUCCCUGUCAGUUGAUGAGGAAUCUUAGCACUUACGUGGCAUAUUGUGGUUUUUCACUACUUGCUCCUUUGGCAGUGGGAAGUAUGUUAUCAACAGGGAAGGGGGAAGCUAGAGAAAUAAAGCUCAGGGAUUCUGUAUCCCAACAUCUUCUGAUGGAUUAUACUGCCCGUGUGUUUUAGAGCAGAUUAGGCCCUUUCAGUUUGAACUGGGCUAUGGAGGAUGGAAUCUGACAUGUUCAGAGUUGGUACUGACAUGACUGCUGACCUCACAAGGAAGCUGCUGUUCUCUGCCAAUAUUUAGUCUCACAAGAUGGUGGGUAGGACUUUCACACAUCCUUCAGUGAGUAAAGAGCUCAAAGUCUGUUCACAAAGAUUCAAGCUCAGCCCAGCGGCUGUGGAACCCCCAUGCGUUGGCUUUGCCCGAAGUGGAACUGGAGAAUGGGGACAUGGCAGCUCAGCACCAGCCACCUCUGGGGGCAAGCUGGGCCUAGAGAGCCCAGGCCAGCACCUCUGAGUAUUGCUGCUCCCCUGCUCCUCUUACAGUGGUGGCCGCUCUACAGUGCUUUGUGUGGAAGAACUCAAAGAUUCCUUCUCUUAUUACUGAUGCCAAGAGCUGGUUAUAAAGGAGUGGAGUGUAUUUUGCAGUUCCAUAUAAAAGAAUCACACCUAAGAGAGAAACCAAGCCUAUUUAAAGGCAAAUGUAUUUUAAUGUCACCAUUAAUCAUUGGCUUUUAAUUGGAAAAAGCUUUCUAAUAUGCCAGUAGGAAAAUCUGCAGAAACUUUACGUUUCAGGGUACUUUACAACACAAGCACAAAAUAUUACCUAUGAUUUAAGUGGCUAAAGUACCUUAUUUUCAGUGAGCUUCAUAGACACAGUUGUCACUGACUCUCUCCUGACUCCCACAGUGUCUGUUCAGUUUGCAAAUAAAGCCGGAUUUAUGCAGCUUUUCUUCUCCUUACACUACUAAUGCUAACAACACAUCCAAGUGUUAAACACAAAGCACUAAACUACAUAAUUUUCUGCCUUAAAUACUGAACAAGUGGUACUUUCCCUGUGAAGGGCUAGUGAAACAAAAUUAUAUUUGCAAGGUAAGAUGCUAUUGUAUGUUUCCAAAUAUUUUUGUAUUGUGUACAUUCUGUAUAUUUUUGUUGUGACAUUAUUUGAGCGCAGAAUCCAUUAAAUUCUUCUUUGGUGGU
Taeniopygia guttata (zebra finch) is the source of this 6372-nucleotide messenger RNA. It is a transcript of the gene RHBDL3, whose product is annotated as rhomboid like 3. Gene Ontology annotation, cellular component: membrane. The record is from RefSeq and is a predicted model, not a curated record. Gene Ontology annotation, molecular function: calcium ion binding; serine-type endopeptidase activity. NCBI's taxonomy places the organism in Eukaryota, Metazoa, Chordata, Aves, Passeriformes, Estrildidae.